Messenger RNA from Mugil cephalus (flathead mullet), 1417 nucleotides. RefSeq names its product coenzyme Q3 methyltransferase (gene coq3). The transcript is spliced from 6 exons. Gene Ontology annotation, molecular function: 2-methoxy-6-polyprenyl-1,4-benzoquinol methyltransferase activity. Bases 99 to 1121 code for a protein of 340 amino acids. The record is from RefSeq and is a predicted model, not a curated record. Gene Ontology annotation, biological process: ubiquinone biosynthetic process. Lineage: Eukaryota; Metazoa; Chordata; Actinopteri; Mugiliformes; Mugilidae.
CCUUAAAACCGUAGACGAAGAAGACCACCUCGGUCAACCUGAGCUCUGUUGUGUUGUGAACACAUUUUUUCUAGCUUGCAGCUGAACGGUGCUAUGACAUGUACUCGAACAAGUUUGGCCGCCUUAUGUUAGGACUGUACAGCCGCAGACAGGCCGCCGUGUGCGGCGUGGCGCAGAGGGCCGCGGGUCUGACCGGUUCCAGCUGGACGGUGGUGUGUAAACAGCGGACACUGUGGCUGCAGAGGAGCGUAUUCCUGGAGACGGAGAGACGAGCUACACUCCCCCUGACCAGCGCUCGGUCGGCCUCCCAAACCACAGUGGACCCCAGCGAGUUGAGGAGGUUCCAGUCGCUGGCCGGCAAGUGGUGGGACGAACAGGGAGAAUUUGCAGCUCUUCAUGCCAUGAAUGACCUGAGGGUGCCUUUUAUACGGGAUAAUCUGCUGAAUGUGCACAGAGCCCGCCAUCCUGGAAAACCACUGGCAGGACUGAGCAUCCUGGAUGUUGGCUGCGGAGGAGGCCUGCUCACAGAGCCCCUGGGUCGACUGGGAGCUGACGUGUUGGGGAUAGAUCCAGUAGAAGACAGCGUCAGCACCGCUCACCUGCAUUCGUCAUACGACCCCGACCUACGGGACCGCGUGUCCUACCGGGCCUGCACCCUGGAGGAGCUCUCGGGAGACGGGGAGGAAGGACAAGCAGAGACCCAGUUUGACGCUGUCGUGGCGUCGGAGGUUGUGGAACAUCUGGCCGAUCUGGAAACGUUUGCCUACUGCUGCAGCCAAGUGCUUAAGCCAGGCGGCUCACUCUUCAUCACGACUAUAAAUAAAACCAACCUGUCAUAUGCUCUGGGUAUCGUGGUAGCCGAGCAGCUGCUGCGCAUCGUCCCCAGCGGGACGCACGACUGGGAAAAGUUCAUCAGCCCAGUAGACCUGGAGCGCCUCCUGGAGUCCUAUGGUUUCUCGGUGCAGUCAGUCCAAGGAAUGAUGUACAACCCUCUAUCAGGAGCGUGGAGCUGGACCGACAGCACCGCCAUCAACUACGCCCUCCACGCAGUCAAACCAGGGGACCCAGCCGAGGACGGCAGCACCCACCCAGAGGACCCCGCCGUGGCCACACACACCUGAGCCGCUCCACUGGAGAACAAGAAAAAGGAAAAAUAAGAACUCAGACGUGCGGAGACCUGACGUCCCUUUGCCAGCUGUCACAGCAUGAACAGAUUUUAUUUAAGGACAGCGACAAAAAGCCUGGAGUCAGAAUUACAGAUGUACUGUAGCUGCAGAGCUACACACGGUGUUUGAUUGCUCUGUGCUGUUGGAGUGUUUUAGAAAUGUUCACUGUUUGAUAAUCUGUGCACGGCCACUGUGCGUCCUCUGGCUAAAUAUUUUGCCGUGUCCUCCAUUAAAAUUGACUUUCAAUGAGC